CAUGGGAUGUUUAGAGGAAAACAAUAACAAACAAGUUUCGGUUAAGUUAUGAUGUUUAUUAAUUGGCUAAUCGUGUUGUAAAUUCAUAAAAAUAGAAUAAUAACUGUUUGAUUGUAUAAGGACUUAUUUUCUAAAGUUAUAAGCAAAGGAAAUAAACUUUAAGAUGUCAGAAUUGAAUUCGCAGUUAAAAGAAUAUCUUUCGAGGAACAAUAAAUCGAAUUCCGAGGGAUUAAGUACAAAAUCGAUAACAUAUUGGUUUACUAAGCUUCCGGAAAACAAAUUUAUUAGUAAGAACAAUAACAAUUCUUUUAAAGAAGCUGAAGAGGAUCCUCUGAUUCCAGCAUUGGGUAAAAGACAAAAAAUUUUUGGUUUUAUUGGAUGCAUUACAAUGGGAAUUUUAUGUUUUUGUUUGGCUGGAUUAUAUGUUCCUGUUUUGUUAUUUAAAGCUAGAAAAUUUGCACUGUUAUACACAAUGGGAAGUUUAUUUGUCAUAAGCAGGUAUGUUUUGAGUUAUAUUCCCGGAGGCCAAACAGGGAUGAAAUUUUUUACCAAGAUAUUUACAAGUACUGUAACAAAAACAGCAAAUAAAUCAUUACCUAUUUAA
Molecule: messenger RNA, 604 nt
Organism: Centruroides sculpturatus (bark scorpion)
Lineage: Eukaryota; Metazoa; Arthropoda; Arachnida; Scorpiones; Buthidae
Product: protein transport protein sft2-like
Exons: 4
Coding region: 164-604 (146 amino acids)
Biological process (GO): vesicle-mediated transport
Cellular component (GO): membrane
Source: RefSeq, a predicted model, not a curated record